AUGAGCGAAACGGAUAAUGUACAGGACGAAUUAUUACUAGUCGUAGGCAUCGAUGAAGAUCAAGGUCACACCGAAAUCCCGCAACAAGGAUUGGCAUCAGAUUCAGGACUCCCUAGCCACUCCAGUAAUCAUCCACCGAACAGCAUUAACGAUGACGGUAUUGGACAAUCCAAUCUACUGAAAGGACUUCUUGAUGAUCGUGGCGAAAGAAUAGUGGAUCAGGUGCACGGUACUCGUAGAAACAAGGAACUACUCAAUGACUUAUUUGCAAAAAUCGGGGCACACUUAGAAAUGACUAGGUAUUCUGCAGAUGGUCCUGAACUGAUGGAUCGUGUCAAUGCCCUUGAAGGCACACUGACUAAAUUCGUUAAUGUUCAAGAAGAAUAUAUUAAAAGUUUAGAAACUGCGAUGAAGCAUCAGCAAGAAAGAUGUGUGGAUUUGAGUGAGAAAAUGUACAAAGCAGAAAAUCAAUACAGAGAUCUAGAAACCCAACUCAAUGUAACUAAAAAAAGCUUCUAUGAAAUCAGCCAAACACAUUCAAAUAGAGACAUGAGAGACUAUCGUGGGGACAGCAAAGAGAUCAUGGUAGAGCUUCAGCAGAAACGGGAAGAAGUAUUGUACUAUAAGCAUGAAAUCAAAGUGUUCGACGAAAGAUUUGCUCGGCAGGUACAAAUCAACGAAAAGAACCAGCAACUUAUUAAUCAUUAUAGAUGUAAAUACGAUUACGGAAUUGAAUCCGAUAGUGAAAUCAUGUCGUUACGCCAGCAGAAGCAAGCAUUAGAGAAACAGCUUUGCGAAGCGCGUAAUAAUAGUAACUAUUACAAUAACGCAUAUCAGAGCGAAAAAGCAGAACGCAAAGAGUUGGAGGACUCGUUUCGUCGUGAAUUUCAACAAAUGCGACAAAGAGUUAAUGAAGCUGAGGCUAGAGCGUCUGAAUUGCAGAGGAAGAAUAAUCUGCUCAAGGAGGAAGUCACCAGAGUUCUUGGCGAUACUACUAACUUGCCCAUUCUUCGAAGCGAGGCCAAAGAACUUGCAGGCGGACCCAGCCGCUGUGAUCCAUUUGCUGAACUCGAGAAGGAAAACAAAGUUUUGCGCGAUCAGAAUGCUGAAUUAGAGGAACGACUAUGCAAAAAAUUAGGAGCCGAAACACAAUUGGAAAAUCUGAAAACAUCUUUCCUUCAUGAAUUCAAAAAUAUGCAACAAAGUUUUGAAACUAAAACAUCUGAGUUACAAAACCUGCUAAACAGUGAAGUUACCAAUAUCAAAGCCGUUCUUGGCGAUAUUACCAAUGUCAGUUGGGGCGAUAAUGAUAAGAAUUAUUCUGUCCAGCUUGGAAAGGACAUUCUUAAAUUGCAAAAUA
Paraglomus occultum is the source of this 1360-nucleotide messenger RNA. Lineage: Eukaryota; Fungi; Glomeromycota; Glomeromycetes; Paraglomerales; Paraglomeraceae. The record is from the annotation of a GenBank genome assembly.